CUCGCUGGCUCGCUCCCUCCCCCCGGGCCCGCUCGGCGCUGACUCCGCCGCACGCUGCAGCCGCGGCUGAAGAUGGCGGGGAACGACUGCGGCUCUCUGCUGGAUGAGGAGCUCUCCUCUUUCUUCCUCAACUAUCUCGCUGACACGCAGGGUGGGGAAUCCGGACAGGAGCAUCUCUGUGCCGACUUUCCCGAGCUCGACCUCUCCCAGCUGGACACUGGCGACUUUGACUCAGCGACCUGCUUUGGGGAGCUGCAGUGGUGCCCGGAGAACUCUGAGGUGGAGCCCAGCCAGUACAGCCCCGAUGACUGCGAACUCUUCCAGAUUGACAGUGAGAAUGAGGCCCUCCUGGCAGCACUCACCAAGACCCUGGACGACAUCCCUGAGGAUGACGUGGGACUGGCUGCCUUCUCAGCCCUGGAUGAAGGAGAUACGCCAUCGUGCACCUCAGCUUCCCCUGCCCCCUUGUCUGCGCCCCCCAGCCCUGCCCCAGAGAAGCCCGUGUCCUCAGCCUCUGAAGUGGAUGAGCUUUCACUGCUGCAGAAGCUCCUUCUGGCCACAUCCUCACCACUGUCAUGCUCUGACCCUCAGAAGGAGGGGACCACUUGGCGCCAGGCUGGCCUCAGAUCCAGAAGUCAACGGUCGUGGGUCAAGACGGACAGCACCCAGGACAAGAAGGCUCCCGUGCCACAGCCUCAGAGCCGGCGAUGUACAGAGCUACAUAAGCACCUCACUUCGGUGCCAUCCUGCCCCGGGGCAAGAGCCUGCUCUCCAGACAGAGGCCUGCAGCUGCCACUGAGUCCCCAGCUUCAUGCCAAGGAGGAAGAGUUGCCCGGGGACGACUGUGCGAGCCCCCAGCCAGCCCCAGCCUCUCACCGGGACCCCGUGACACCGGGCAGGGCAAGCCCCCGUGCCCAGGUUCCUCCGGAGGACACACAGGCCAUGGUGCAGCUUAUUCGUUACAUGCACACCUACUGCCUCCCCCAGAGGAAGCUUCCCUCGCAGGCCCCCGAGCCAGCCCCCCAGCCCUGCAGCAGCCCCUCCAGACUGCUCAGACCCCGGCCUCGGCACCCCUCUAAACCCUCCUGGGCUGAGUUCUCCAUCCUGAGAGAACUUCUGGCUCAAGAUGUCCUUUGUGAUGUCAGCAAACCCUACCGCCUGGCCACGCCUGUCUAUGCCUCCCUUACCCCCAAGGCCAGAGCCAGGCUUCCCAGAGACAACCAGGCCUCCCCUGCCCACCCAUCCCCAGCAGAGGAGGUGAGGGUCUCAGCUUCACCCAGGAGCUUGGGGCCCAGACCAAGCUUGCGUCCAUUGAGGCUGCAGGUGAGAGAGGACAUCAGCCGGCCUGCCAACCUGCAGCAGCAGGAGGAAGAGGACGAGGAGGAGGAGCAGGAGGAGGAUGAAGAAGAGGAAGAAGAAAAAGAGGAGGAGGAGGAAGAGGAGUGGGGCAGGAAAAGACCAGGCCAAGAUCUGCCAUGGACCAAGCUGGGGAGAAAGCUGGAGAGCUCUGUGUGCCCUGUGCGGCGCUCUCGGAGACUGAACCCCAACCUGGGCCCCUGGUUCAUGUGCCCUGACGAGUUGCUGGUCCCCUCAGCUCACCAAGGUGCUCUGCCCUCACUGCAUCCAGCUCCUGAGGCCUGCAACACCGAGAGACAGCUUGGCAGCCCCACAGAUGAGGGCAGUGCCCAAGACCAGCAGCUCCUACGGGAACCCCAGAUCCCUGCCCUGGAGAGUCCCUGUGAGAGUGGGUGUGGGGACACGGAUGAGGACCCCAGCUGCCCACAGCUCCCUUCCAGAGACUCCUCAAGGUGCCUCAUGCUGGCCUUGUCGCAAAGUGACCCUCCUUUUGGCAAGAAGAGCUUUGAGCAGACCCUGAGCGUGGAGCUCUGUGGCACAGCAGGACUCACUCCCCCCACCACGCCACCCUACAAGCCCACAGAGGAAGAUCCCUUCAAGCCGGACAUCAAGCACAGCCCAGGUCAAGAGACAGCGCCGAGCCUCCCCUCCCCCGAGGCCCUCCCGCUCGAGGCUGCCCCAGGAGCUGCCCAUAAGCGGCCCAAGAAGCCCUCAGAGCGAAGUGAGCUCCUGUCCCACCUGCGGCAUGUCACAACCCAGCCAGCCUCCCAGGCUGGCCAGAAGCGUCCCUUCUCCUGUUCCUUUGGAGACCAUGACUACUGCCAGGUGCUCAGGCCAGAGGACGCCCUACAGAGGAAGGUGCUGAGGUCCUGGGAGCCGUCAGGGGCCCACUUGGAGAACUGGCCCCAGCAAGGUGCCCCUUCUCAGGCUGAGACGCAGGCCUGGAGGAAGGAGGAGGACCAUAGCUGUGACGCCUGCGUGCCCCCCAAGGACGGCAUGCAACUGAGAGACCACGAGAUCCGCGCCAGCCUCACCAAGCACUUCGGGCUGCUGGAGACGGCCCUGGAGGACGAAGACCUAGCCUCAUGUAAGAGCCCUGAAUAUGAUGCCUUUGAGGACAGCAGCAGCAGCAGUGGGGAGAGCAGCUUCCUCCUGGAGGAAGAGGAGGAGAGGGAGGAGGACGAUGAUGGAGAGGACUCAGGGGUCAGCCCCCCUUGCUCUGACCACUGCCCCUACCAGAGCCCACCCAGCAAGGCCAGUCGGCAGUUCUGUUCCCACAGCCACUCAAGCUGUGGCUCCUCAUCCUGCCACUCCUGCUCACCAGCUACCCGGAGGAAUUUCAGGUGUGAGAGCAGAGGGCCGGGUGCGGAUGGAGCCCCAAGUGUCCGGCACGCCAGGAAGCGGCAGGAAAAGGCCAUUGGAGAAGGCCGUGUUGUGUAUGUUCGAAACCUCUCCAGUGACAUGAGCUCCCGAGAGCUAAAGAAGCGCUUCGAGGUGUUUGGCGAGAUCGUAGAGUGCCAGGUGCUGACCAGAAGUAAGAGAGGCGAGAAGCAUGGUUUCAUCACCUACCGGUGUUCUGAGCACGCAGCCCUGUCCCUGCAGAAUGGCGCAGCCCUGAGGAAGCGCAACGAGCCCUCCUUCCAGCUGCGCUCGGGCGGGUUCCGGCACUUCCGCUGGACCCGACAUACUGACUAUGACGGCAACCCAGAGGAGGCCCUUUCUGCGUCCGGGAAAAGCAAGUAUGAAGCCAUGGAUUUUGACAGCUUGCUGAAAGAGGCCCUGCAGAGCCUACACUGACAACAGCCUUAACCUCCGAGGAAUACCUCAAUACCUCAGACAAGGCCCUUCCAAUAUGUUUACGUUUUCAAAGAAAGAAGUGUAUGGGAAUGCGAGAGCGAGCCAGCGUGCGUGAGAGAGAACACACGUGAGAGAGACUUGAAAUGACUGUCCUUUUCAAAAACAAAUCGAUGUUUACAUUGCACAAAGCUGCUUCUGUCUGUGAGUUUCCAUGAUGUUGAUGUUCCACUGCCACAUUAGUGUCCUUGCUUCCAAAGGGUUGCCUGGGUGCGCCUCAGAAUGCUGGGUCAGUCACCCUCUGCCCUCCUGCCCGACUGACUUCCUCUCGUAGACUUGCAGCCUGUUCACCAUAACAUCUCCUGUCUGUAGUGUGUGAUGAUGAAAUUGUCACUUGUGAAUAGAAUCAGGAUUAUAAACUCAUUUUUAAUUGAAGAAAAAAGUAUAUCCUUAAAAUAAUGUAUCUAUGGCUCAGAUGUACUGUGCCUAGGAUUAUUGUAUUGCUUCCUUGAUUUUUAACUAUGCACAGUUGUGAGGUGUUUGCCAUUGAGCUGCGCUGCUCCCCUGUCAGAUUGCCCUGGAGGAGCUGGGGGAGCCAGGCGGCUGGUCCCCAGGCAAGCGGUCCCUACAGCCACAACAAGGAGGAGCAGUGGAGAAAUAGUUCUGGGUCUCUUCCGCCAAGUCCUGCCAUGACUUGUUUUGAGCAAGUUGGAGUCAAGUUAGUGCAAGCCCCCAUCUCGUGCCCAGCUCACACUGAAGAGUGUGCCCAGCUAGAGCCUGUGUGAAGCUAGGGAAAGGGAUGUGACUCCCAUUUUCCAGUGGAAGCAGUGGUGCCCUGGUGGGCAAAGUGACUUGCCCAAAGCCCCAUGGCCAGUGAGAAGGCAGAGCAGUACCUCAGCCCAGGCCUCUGAUUCUAGUUCCCAAUGGAUGGACGCCCUGGCUCGGGGAUUGGUAGAGGUGAGGGCUGCAUUGGGCAGCAGAAGCCAAAGGGCUCAUCUGGGGGCUAAGUCAGCUGCUGACUUCUGAGCGUGAGGUGGGGCCCAGCCCCAGCUUGUGCCCGAGUGUGCCAUUGGCUUGGAUCCUAAGUGAACACACAGUUGGGGCUUGGAGAUGCCACUGCAGUGGGACACAUGUCUAACAGCAGCUGUCCUUUGGGGACCAGCUGCCAGCCCAUCCUCCUAUCUUCACCUUGGCCCCACCUGUGAGGUUGUUUUGAUGGCUAGGGCAGGGGGUACAAGAGGAAGAUGCACAGGUGGGGACAAAUAAAGCAACAUCUGAGCUCCCUUCAAACUUGGGCGACAUUUGGAUUGGGCUUUACUUCCAACCUUGUGUUCUUGCCUGAUGACAAAGCUGUGUCCAGCUUGAUGUCCUGGGAAUACCUUGGAGCCACCUGGGAGAGCGCAUGGCCAGGCAGGGUGUGACCGUAUCUCUCCUGCUUCCCACAGAGUGUCCCACCCUUGGUCUUUUUCAUAUGUCAGAGUUCCCUGAGACACUUCUGUACUUUAAGAACUAAAAGGCCCUACCACUUCCACAAGCUUGAAUGCGACUCGCUAAAUAAGAUAAGUUCUCUGUUGCUGCGUGCAGGCCUCAUCCCUUGGGAAUUGGUAAACGGAGGCCCUUGAGGAUUGCUGUUGCCCUGGAUGAUGAGGGUGCUCCCCGCCAGGAGAAGGCUAAGGAAGACAGGCUCUAGGGAAUUUGAGCUAUUGUGUAUCGUCAGUUUUCUGUGAGAUGGAGUGAGGGGAGAAUUAGGCAGGGUUCGAGAGUCUGGGCUUCUAUUAAGGACAGCAAACAUGCAGCACCUGGGCCACGACGUCUGCAUUGCUGGCCGAUGCAGACACAAGUAACCUGCCACGUAGCUCCUAUUCCUUGAGCCUGAUUCCUCAGUGCAGUGUUUUCGGCAGUGAUCAGAGUUUAUCUAAUAUCCUGCUCUGAUCUUUAAAAGCCUCCCAUCAGUCAUACAGAACUGAAUGCUGGCUGGGUUUCAUGCUAGCUCCUUGUCUGCCUGUCAUGCCCUGGUCAAAGAAAAAAAAAUAUCCCUAAAGCCAUUCCCUGGCACACGACUGCCUGUGCUACUGUGACAUACAUCUUUGUUGAGGAGGGUGAGAUGGGGGUGAGGGGUAGUAGACAGGAACAUAUUUAGGGAAGCCAGGGUUUGUAAGGGUGGGCCAAAAGGGGCUUUUCCACAGCACAGACUGUCAUUUGAGAUCCUUUUGUAGCUGCUCACUGCCCAGCACGUGGUAGGCACAUCAUAAGUGGAAGGAGCAGUAGUAAAAUCCUGCUGGUGCCUCCUCUGGGACCUGAUUUUCAUCGAGGAAUAGAUUUCAUCCCAUCGAAAGGACAGACACCGGAUGCAGGGUGGAGAGCUGGCAAGUCCUGACUUUGCCAAGAGCUUCCUGCCGAGCUUUGCUCAGGCUCUUCCCUCUGGGCCUCGGGUGCUGGAAGGAGUUGUCAGGUGAUAUCUUCCAGUUGCUUCCUCCUCAGUUCCACUGCCUUGGGCUGGUGGUUCCUGCAGAUAAAGAGAGGCUGGCUUUCAGGGAAGGGGGAGCUUUGCCCUCCCCACCUUCAGGGUCAGCUGACACUGCCCUUGCACACAGUUCCGACCCGGGCACUGGAUGUCGCUUAGACAUUUGCCCUUGAGCACAGCAGCGGCAGCCACCUGGGCAUGCUGUUGGCAUCUGAUGUGCCUGAGGGCAGGGCUGGGGCACCUAUAGGGAGGGUAGGAUGCUUGGCACAGGCACACAACAAUCUGCUUGUCACCCCAUACAAAAAAAGGCUACAAGUUCUAAAGCUGACCAACCCUGCCGACAACUUCUGUCUGGAAGACUCAUUCGGUGCUGUGUAUUAUUCACCAAGGAGACUCCAGGGUCUCUCCAGGAAGAGUCAGCCUUGGUCCCUUUCCCACCAAAUUAAGAAGUAGCCCAGAGGGGGCAGCUGCCUUUGGCAACCAUCUCACCAUAGCUCUGUCCUAGUAUUUGCUCUCAGUGAUGUUUACAUGUGAUUGCCAUAACCGCUUCUGUAGACUGUGUCGACAGCCUCCUGUGUAGGGCAGGCUGUACUGUCCAACUCUGUGCCCUGCUGGUGUUUUCCAGAAAUGUCUGAUCCAGCCGUUAAGUGGAAUUCUUCCAUCUCCUUCCUCAGUCGGUACAGGCUGAAUCAGAAUCCUCGUUCUUGGGGGCUCUGGUUACCGAAGGAAAAUGCAUCAAAUAGGUAAAGAAUCUGAGUGCUUGGAGUGCAGCCCAGAUCCCACUCCCUCACCCCCAUGCCCUCCCCACCCCCACCAGAAACUGCUUUGCGUCAGAAAGCAUCUGUAGGGGUUGCCCAGCAUCUGUGUGGAGCACUUAGGAAAGCGGCAGGGCUCCAGGGGCAAGCGAGGAGAUGGGGAGGCCAGGAGGCUGUGAGCUGCAGACUCGGUAUUCAAGUCCUGACAUGGGAAAAGACAGUCUGUUGUCUUUGACGAGGUGAAACGUUGCUCACCAACUUUUUGGAGGUGAUUUGUUCUGGACGCAUGUGAUGUACUUGCCGGGGCUGCUGGAGAGGUGGUAAGCAGUGGGACAAGCAAGGCCCUGGCAGCCCUGUUGCUCUGCGUGCGUAAGCCCUGUCCGUGGGCCAGGCCUUGAGUGCAAUUGAAUGCAGCUGAGCCUGCAGCCUGAGAUGGGGUCAUCUCUGCUAUGACGCAGCAUCAACCCUGAAGAUGUUGAUGUGACUCACUGAUGUUAACAGUAAAGUCUUUUUUUUUUUUUUUUUUUUUUAAAGCAUUUGAGAUUUACCACUGUGGUGUUUGGAGGAACACCAUAUCCAGUGUCAGACAUGACCAAGGUUAAAAAAUGGAUGUGUAUUACUAGCAAAGUGAGCCUAAUGGUAUUGGCCAAAGAGGAGUGACCCUCUCACCCCUACCAGGGGUGCGGGGAAAGAAACUGACUGGAACAUAUGUGCAAUAUGCUAAAGUUGGUCCCAAAGUCCCUGCAGUGUUUGCACAGUUUGCAGAAUCAGGCAGUACAGGGUAAAUGGAGGAGCACCUGAGAAGUGGAAGCCCCAGCACAACUAUGCCACUGCCCAGAACAGGUGUGGGAUGAGGUGCACCCCUGGUGCCAGUUGCAGGGCCCCCAGGAUGUAGGCAGAGGUGGAUUUUGCAUCAAGCAGCAGAAGCACCAAGUGAAUGCUGAGGCUUCAUCCUGGCCCUGUUUCUCCACUGGCAAAUCUGGGUCUCCUUUGGCUGUGUGAGGUGCUGUCCCGGAGACCAGAGCAGGGUGGCAGAAAGGAGGCUGGUAUGAGGAAGGAGAGGGUAGGGGUGCCUCUUGGGCAACAGAAGCCAUAGGGCAGCCAGCUCCAGAGCCAGCUGUUCACUGGCCUCUUUGCCAGUGAAGCCCUGGAAAUAGGGAAUGAUAGAUCUUGGUGCCUACUUUUGUUAAAAGAUUAAGAACAGCCCAACCAACUAAAAUGGGUGUGUGAAACAAACCAUUUAACUUUAAGCCAUCUCUUAGUGAGAAGCCUCAAGGGUUCUUACUUGCUGCGUGACCUUAGGCCUCCUUUUUCUAGUCUAACAAAUGAGAUUCUCGAAUGAUACGGGCACUCCCAGCCCAGAGCAAGGUGAGUCCAUCUCUCCCCUGUGAAGUCAGUUCGUCUUGGCUGCAUGCAGCUCUGUGCAGGGAGUGGGUCUUCACAAGGGAACUGGCCAGCAACUGGCCCAGUCCCACCUAGUCCUGGCUGAGUGGCCUUGGAUGAGGAGGCCGGCUCCCCGGGACGAUCUAAGCCAUAGUUCUUUGUGGGGAUGGUGACUAACAACCCCAGUUGGGCUUGGAGGCCACAUCAGUCUCACAUUAGCCUUGUCAUCGUCCCCACCGAACAGCUUUUAAUGCGAAUGUUGUGACCGCCUGGCUGUUUCAACACUCUUGCUCACAGACAAUACUAGCAAUAUACUUGUUUUGCAAAACAACUUCACUUAGGCACUUUUCGCACAUUUCUUUCCAAUGAUUGUAAAACAUAUGGGGCAACAGGAGGCAUCAAUCACGCUGCAUAUGCUUAGGGCAGCUUUUGUCUUUCAUUUCUUUGAUGGUAUAUAGCAGUAGUAAUUGAGUCUUUGGGUUUGCCAGGGACAGAUUUUCAGAAAUCCUGUUGCAUCAGAACACCUUGCACAGGCAGAAGGAGUACCAAAAUACAGCUGCCAAAACAGGGUGACUUGGAAACUAGUGUUUCCAUCGGUGGUCAGUCCUUGGGCUGUGCAGCAGUUCCUGAGACGGUAUUCCUAUGGCUAGCACCUGCUCUGUGCUGUAUUACUAUUAUUAUUAUUAUUUUUAUUAUUUAUUAUUAUUUGUCAAAAGAUUGUCCAAGGAAGCCUUAAAGAGCCUCCGUUUUCCCUUUGCUGGCCUUGCUCACAGGGCACUUGGGAUGGGCAGUGGUCAGUUGCCGCCUCAGCACUUUGCCUUAUCAACAUGCGGUUGCCACCUAGUGGCCGAAGACUGUAUCCAUCACCUACCCGGAUGGACAGUCUAACACUAACCUUGGGAAUGGAUUAUAAUGGCAGCAGCAAAUUGCCUGGGUGUUCAGAGCUGAGUAAGACGCGAGGGUCAAAGGAUUCCGGAAGCAGCCACUUAAGCUUGCGCACCGUCUGUGAAAUGCACUAGGUGUCCAGUGGGUGGACAAGAGUGGACCACGCGUGUGGUACAAGGAGGUUUGCUGUAACUGCAAUACUGGCAGCCUGGCUGCUGACCUUGUUAAGUGAACCUCUGCAAGGUGGCCGCCUUACACCCUCAGGAUGCGGGAGGAGGCCAGGAUGAGCACGGGGCUGGGGGAUCGCUGGCCUUGACCUUUGAUGCGGUCCACCGAAUAGCCAAACGAGGUUGGUGGGUUUUUUUCCCCUUUGUUUGUUUUUGUAUUUUGUAUUUUAAAAUUUUGUCAAAUAUUUUCAUGUUAGGAAUAAAAAGUCAUAAACUAUUCCCAACUUUGUUUCUUGAGGGAUGUUUUGAUUCCACUCGAAACAGGUUGGAAAUCUCAAGGGGGGCAUGGUCUGGGUGGUAUGUGGAACAGGGUGGUGAGCCACUUGGAUUUCUAGGUGGUUCCUGGGGAAGAUGACCAUCUAGAAGUCCAGCUCAGUGCAAUCUGCCCCGGGUGUUCAUACCCACCCUCUCAUCUCCCCAUGCCCUUUAGCGUCGGCUUGGAGCAUCUGCUGGUCCCAGAGGCAGCUGCUGAUGUUGACGUCAACAUGAACUCCCUCUCCCUGACCCUAGGUCUUUAGAGAUGAUGUCUGUAGCUAGCCUUAAUGAUGGGGCAAGGUGGUCCCAUGUCCCUUCCAGCAUUUCCAAAUCUUGGACUCAAAAUCCUUUUCUCUUGGUGAGACCAUGCAACCUAGAGAAUGCUGAGCAAUAGGGAGCCAGGGCUUUCCCUGGCUCUGGGACAGGGUCAAAAGCAGGGAAUGGCUAAACAUGGUGGUUUUGUCAUCCCCAGUGGUACUACUGUAGGGGGCAUUAUUUAUUAGGAAGCUCAACAAGGCAACUACAGCCUGGGGUGCGUGAGUGUGAGGCUGUGUUUGUGGUGUGUCUGCGCGCGUGUGUGUAGGUGCGCCUGUGUAUGCCUGUGUGCACGUUUGUCUGUGCCUGUGCUGUGUGUGUGUGUAACUACAUUGAUGCAUUUCUUGAGAAAGGUGCAAGAAUUUCACCGACACAGAGGGACACAUCUGCUUUGUUAUUUAUAAUAGAAAGCUAAAUUUUAAUUUUUUAAAGGACACUGCUGAUGAUUGAGAAUCGAGUUUUUAGUUUUGCUAUUUUUUUUAAUUGGUAGAGGAUUUUUAUAUAUUUUUUCCAUUUUGUUGGGUUGUGUCCUUAUUUAUAUAAAUACUUUAUCUGUAAGAGGCAAAGAAGAAAUCUUUGCUUUUAAUUAUUGUGGUUGUCAUUGUCCCUAUUUUAUUUCUGGUGUGAUUUCUCUGUCUUACCUUCUAAAUGAGAAGAUGUUUUCCUGUAUUUGUACAUUGUCAAAAUCUAUAGUUUCAUAGAUAAUUUAACCAAAUUGCUGUAUGUAUUAUUAUUAUUCUGUGAGUAUAAAGUUCUAUUUUAACGUCUGUAAAUACUUCAGAACUGGCUUCUUUUCUCCAGCUCCCGCUGUGGAGUUAUUGUUUACAUCACAGAAACUGUAGAAUCUCUAUGCUCAUGUACUGUAAAUAGUGAAGUGAUCUGCUUAUAAAUAAACUUAACAAAUACACUAUGAGAUUAAACA
Messenger RNA from Octodon degus (degu), 10356 nucleotides. RefSeq names its product PPARG coactivator 1 beta (gene Ppargc1b). Gene Ontology annotation, cellular component: nucleus. Gene Ontology annotation, biological process: positive regulation of transcription by RNA polymerase II. The coding region runs from base 73 to 3153 and encodes 1026 amino acids. The transcript has 12 exons. Gene Ontology annotation, molecular function: transcription factor binding; RNA binding. NCBI's taxonomy places the organism in Eukaryota, Metazoa, Chordata, Mammalia, Rodentia, Octodontidae. The record is from RefSeq and is a predicted model, not a curated record.